Messenger RNA from Crotalus tigris (Tiger rattlesnake), 9682 nucleotides. It is a transcript of the gene CELF1, whose product is annotated as CUGBP Elav-like family member 1. The record is from RefSeq and is a predicted model, not a curated record. Gene Ontology annotation, molecular function: mRNA 3'-UTR binding. Gene Ontology annotation, cellular component: nucleus; ribonucleoprotein complex; cytoplasm. The transcript has 16 exons. Gene Ontology annotation, biological process: mRNA splice site recognition; regulation of alternative mRNA splicing, via spliceosome. NCBI's taxonomy places the organism in Eukaryota, Metazoa, Chordata, Lepidosauria, Squamata, Viperidae. The coding region runs from base 467 to 1936 and encodes 489 amino acids.
GCGGAGGGAGGCGAGCGAGCGCGGGCGGAUCCCCUGGGGCAGGCGAGGGCGGUGGCCGCCAGGAGGAGCCCGGGAAGGGCAGGGAAGGGACAGCGCGCGAGUGACGUUUCCUAGACUUUUCCAGCUUCUUGCAAAUACAAACUGUUACUCAGAGAUUGAUGAAGAGAUGGAAAACCUUGCUCUUUUCCAGCCACAGUCCACAGACUUCGGGACAGUGAUCUAGCAUUAGUGGUUUGUGGUAAGCAGAGAAGUGAUGGCUGCUUUUAAGUUGGAUUUCCUCCCAGAAAUGAUGGUGGAUCAUUGCUCCUUGAAUGCCAGCCCGAUACUGAAGGAGCAAAGAAUAUAAACACUACCCUUCUCAUUCAGACACUUACUUCUAGAGCAGCUCCUUCCAGAAAAAUAAUAUCUUUAGGAAUGGUCUAAGAUGGAUGAAGCACCAAACAGCCAUACUUGAAGCUCAAAGAAAAUGAAUGGCACAUUGGAUCAUCCUGACCAACCAGACCUAGAUGCUAUCAAGAUGUUUGUGGGCCAAGUCCCACGGAGUUGGUCUGAAAAAGACUUGCGAGAUCUAUUUGAACAGUAUGGUGCUGUCUAUGAAAUUAAUGUCCUGCGAGACAGAAGCCAAAACCCACCUCAGAGCAAAGGGUGCUGUUUUGUUACAUUUUAUACCCGUAAAGCUGCACUAGAAGCACAGAAUGCUCUUCAUAACAUGAAGAUCCUCCCAGGGAUGCACCAUCCCAUUCAAAUGAAGCCAGCUGACAGUGAAAAGAAUAAUGCGGUGGAAGAUAGGAAACUAUUCAUUGGGAUGAUCUCAAAGAAGUGCAAUGAAAAUGAUAUCAGAGUGAUGUUUUCCUCUUUUGGCCAAAUUGAAGAAUGCAGAAUUCUACGGGGUCCUGAUGGCUUAAGCCGAGGUUGUGCUUUUGUGACUUUUACCACAAGAGCAAUGGCACAAACAGCAAUCAAAGCAAUGCAUCAAGCACAGACCAUGGAGGGAUGCUCUUCUCCCAUCGUAGUGAAAUUUGCAGAUACUCAGAAAGAUAAAGAACAGAAACGAAUCGCACAACAACUCCAGCAACAGAUGCAACAGAUUAGUGCUGCCUCUGUUUGGGGAAAUUUGGCUGGACUAAACACACUUGGACCCCAGUACUUGGCACUUUAUUUACAGCUCCUUCAGCAGACAGCAGCUGCUUCUUCUGGGAAUUUGAACACACUGGGCAACCUUCAUCCAAUGGGAGGGUUGAAUGCAAUGCAGUUGCAGAAUCUAGCUGCAUUAGCAGCUGCAGCUAGCGCAGCUCAGAAUACCCCAAGUGGAACAACUGCACUCAACUCUUCCAAUAGUCCAUUAAGUGUUCUCACCAGUUCAGCAGGUUCAUCACCCAGUUCCAGUAGCAGUUCCUCAGUAAACCCAAUGGCUUCUCUUGGAGCGCUGCAAACACUGGCAGGGGCUACUGCAGGCCUGAAUGUUGGCUCUUUAGCAGGAAUGGCAGCCUUAAAUGGAGGGCUAGGCAGCGGUGGCCUUUCAAACGGCACAGGGAGCACAAUGGAGGCCCUAACUCAGGCAUACUCUGGGAUUCAGCAAUAUGCUGCUGCUGCAUUGCCCACACUUUACAAUCAGAGUCUUUUAACACAGCAGAGUAUUGGUGCAGCAGGAAGUCAGAAGGAAGGUCCAGAAGGAGCCAAUCUGUUCAUCUACCAUCUUCCCCAGGAAUUUGGGGACCAAGACCUGCUACAGAUGUUCAUGCCUUUUGGGAACGUUGUCUCUGCCAAGGUUUUCAUUGACAAGCAGACCAAUCUAAGCAAAUGUUUUGGUUUUGUAAGUUAUGACAAUCCAGUCUCUGCACAAGCUGCCAUCCAGUCAAUGAAUGGAUUUCAAAUUGGCAUGAAGCGACUGAAAGUUCAGCUCAAGCGCUCUAAGAAUGACAGCAAGCCAUAUUGAGUGCCCCUCCCCCUGGAACUGGAGUGAGAAGGAUCUUCUGGUAAGUUGGGGAGGAGCCCACUUAGGGAUUCAAAAACUCUUUAAGGCUGUAUUUUUACAGUCACAGAAGCUGAUUGAUACCAUUCUGUCUGGCACAUCUUCUCCUGAAGACUCAGCUGCAGCCUCUACUGGGAAUUCUGCGGAUGGAGGACAACUUUGUGCUUUUGUUUCCAGUGUUUUACUUUGGAGCUUAGGUGCCAUAUCACUAUUUUUUUUUAAAAAAAAAAGUUUGCUGUGUUUGUAACUGUGUUUUUGAGAAGGACCAAUGCCAGCCACCUUGGAGAGCAAAGGAAAAUAGUAAGUGCAAUUGGAAAUGACACUGCAUGACUUAGAUAUGAGGAGACCCCAAUGAUACUCAUGAAAGGGUGAAGCAGGAAGCUGAAUCCAAAUCAUAUGGUGGUUGGUUAAUGAACAACCCCUAAGGAACUUUGCCAAGCUAUUUGCUAGAUUUAUUUAGUAAAUGCCUUAUGUGAGAACUGUAUACAGAAUCAGUCAGUUGGAGGAUAAUAGUUGGGCAAAAAUAUUCACGUGGUAAAGGAAAAAUGCAGUAAUUAUAAUGCUAAAAUACGUUUGUAUAGUGCAAUGUGUGUGGUUGCAGCUUAUAAAAGUAUCCAGUGAUGUUUUCUGAUCAGCUGUUUACACUUUGGACAGAACAAUCUUUUUUAAAAUUGGAUAAUAUGAAUUAGUGUUUCAAUUUCUUGGAAACUACACUUGAAGUUAGUUGGUUUAAUGCAGCUAUCUACACUUCAGGCUGUAAUCCAGGAAUUCCUGGAUUUAAUUUACAAUCUUAUUACUACAAAUCCAAUGUUUCAUGAUAAAAUUUGUUCUUCCCCGUUCUAGAAAUUGUACAUGAAGGUGUAACUAGAAAUGGUGCUCAUAAAGUACAAGUUAAAACCUCCUUAGUGUUAAACUGACAGUUGGUUUUAAAAUGAGCUCUUAUUGCUCUGAUUUCUGACAUUCUUUUUUUUUUUUCAACUUGUGUGAGCGUGUGUCAGAAUAAUACUGGCCCAAAGAUUUUUUCUUGUUGCUUAUAUAGAUUUAUUUUUCACAAAUAUUGUCAGCUUAUUACAUAGCAGUUUUCCUUUGAGUGUGUGCCAGUACAAAGGAAUAAAUUCAAAGGUCUGAAUUUGUGCAGGAUUUGGAUCUGGUCUAUAUACUGCCUGAGCCUAGUGCCUAAUAAUUCAAAGUCAGAUUUCUUUCCCUUCUAAUACACAUCCUUUUUUUCACGUGGGUGUAUGCCAAAAGCAUUAAAUUUUUAUACACACUGUAAGUCUGAGUCCAAAGGGAAUUUUUAACAGUAUGAGUUGAGCCAUGGCAAGAAAUUAUGUAAAAUCUAGUCUUGAGGCUACAAAAAGCUACUCCUAUUGUUAGGAAAGUUUACAGUGUUAUAUAUAGAUUCAGUGUAUUGCUACAUUGGAUGGAAAAAAUCUCCAAUGAAGAUUCAAAAGCUCAUCAAAUUUGAAAUGCCAUUGUAUAAGAUAAAAAUCUCCAAUGAAGAUUCAAAAGCUCAUCAAAUUUGGAAUGCCAUUGUAUAAGAUAAAACUCAGUGGGAAAACCAGAUGUUUACUAGGGACUGGGUCCCCUUGUUUACUAAAACUGAGGCAUUAUAAUUUGUGUAAGGCUACCCAUCUGUGAUUCAAGUUGUUUUUCUGAUGAAUUUGGAAUCUCACUGCAGAUUUAUAACUUGAUGAAUGGCAUAGUAAAAAUUUAAACAGCGUUUAUUUAAAAAAAGCAUAUACUGUACAGUGGUGAUAAAAAGGUGGAAUGGUCAGAUUGCCAAAUUUUCCAUUUGUGCUGGCAUGUGGUAUCCUUCAGUGUUGAAUAUUUGGGGUCUAAUUUAGAAGCAUAUGCAUACACUUAGAUAACUGUAUACCAUUUGAUUGUUUGUGCACUAGGAGAAAUUUUAUCCUGAUAUUAUUAGGAUGAGGGAGUGUUGGAGUGCUAAGGGUCCCAGAAUUGUCAAGGGAUUUUUUAAAAUAAAAAUAUACUUUCAGGAAAAAAAAAAGAGGUCAUGGUUGGGAGCAGUUGCUCCAGUUGCAACCUGAUAUAACCAAGAAUGUUGUUUCUAUUUUUAUAGAAGUUUUAUACUGCUCCAGGGUGGAGAAUAUUUAUUAUCUAAAUUAUUUCACUGGAUAAGACCAGGGUUUUGCAUAAUCCUGAAUGUGAUUGUGUAAUGCAUACAUAAACAAUGUGCAUGAUUGAAACUACUGACUUUCAGUGGCCUGUGUGUAACGGGGCAAACUGCUAAAUAGGAUAAGAAUUAAUGCUGUGAACCAGUGGAGGAGGAAAGCUGUGCUCAAUUUUUGCUAUAGUCACUCCUCCCAGUACCACUACUCUUCUCAGUCACUAUUACUAGCUUUUCUAAAUACUUUGUUGCUAUUUAUUCAAUGUCCAUAUACUUUGUAACUUUUCUGUAUGUUUCCAUUAUGACCGCUAUGGGGCAACUUUCCUCCUGUUGAACUAGCAACACAAUAUUUGUGUUAUGCUUAUCCUAUAAUACAGUAUUUCCUUUCAUAGGUAUGAUCAGCGCAAGUGCCCUAAUUCCACUGUCAGAGUUACCAAAGUUUAAAAUGCAGGUUAAAUUCUAAAAAUGGGAUCUUUGGAAUAGAUUGGCAGAAUUCCUGUGCCUUCAGUGGUGCCAUUCUGAACUUUAAGAUAGUAUGCUUCAACCAAAAUACUUGUUUCUUCUCAAUUUCCCGUGACCUGGCCACAAAUGCUUUUCAAAACAAAUAAUGAAGAUUUGUUUCCCAGGGAGAGUCCCACUUGGCAAGAAAAUGAAUCUGGUUUAUACAAGGAUACAUAUAGAUGCCCCUCUGAGGUUUUGCUUCCACAUAUCAUGCUAUUUUCUGGACAGAUUGUUACUCUGCCUUCACCCUCCGCCCAAUUUUUGGUAGAAAAUCAGUGAAGCCAAUCAAAUUGGAACCUAAUCAUUUAGUUACUUGAUAUCAUAAUUGCUUAUACAUACAUUCUCAGAUUAAAAUAGUGAGUUUGGUAAUACAUAUGCAGAACACUGAAAUUGAUAAAGAACUCCCAAGUUAUACUGAAAAUUAUAUUGACCAGAGUUGGCAUUCAUGAACCAAAUUGUGCAACAACAAGAGCCUGAGUUAGUUAUUGGGAGGGAGGGUGGAUAACUUUAAAAUAAAUAGUCAUCAUGGUUUUGCAAGUAGCUUUUUAACUACGUAUUUUGUUAAUUCAUGUGAAUGGAUGGAUUCUGGGAAAGAGAAAAAUGUUCUAUUCAAGUUUUUGGGUAUGUAUUUUAUGAUAAAAAUAAAGACUCUCAUAUUUUAUUUCAGCAAACUAACUUUCAUAAUCUCAUACACACACACCCAAAGGUAGGAUUCCUGCAAGUGUAAUCUUUGCUGUUUCCUUAAUUCAAACAUAUUUGGGCAAAAGACACUGCUUCUUAAAGGAGAAGGUUGAGAAGUAGGGAGGGGUGCCCAAGUCAGAUCUUUGGCAUCUUUGAACCUGAACAUUGCACACCUAUAGUUAAGAUUAGAGAUUUUUCUGCCAGUGGGAGUCUUCUUGGGUUCACUAAGGAUACUUCAGGGAAGUGGCUUUACUAAUGUACUUCUCUUAGUGUUACUAUCAAAUUCUUCCAGUGAAUUCCCCAGUCCUAGGAUAUUCAGGGGUAUAGUGAAUUAUAAUGAGAAGGAAAGUUAACAAGGAUUACCCCUCCCUUGUUUCAGCUGAAGAAGCGUUGCCCUAGAUCCAAAACAUCAACUAACGGAAGGAUGGUUUGUUUCACUCAUUUUGAUUCCAAGCCAGUGUUGUUAAACUAAGUAAGUUUAAAAUUAAAUAACAUAGUGUAGCUUGACAUUUGUUUAAAAAAAAGUAAAUUAUAUUCACACAAAUGUAUUCUUCAUUCGUAUUACUCAGCUGAAAUAGAUCUCUGUAUUUAAAUCAAAAUAUUGUAACAUGCAUUUAUUAUAAUUAGGAUGGAAGUGAGGGCAAAUCUAAGAACAAUACUUUUUCCAAUAAUCGUAUGCUGCUUCAGACAAUUUCUUAUGAACACUAUGUUAAGAGAAUGCUUUAAUGUGUUUGUCCUUGAUAUUUAGGCCUCUUGUGUUGUGAUCCUGUUAGAGAUUCUGUCACUUUGAAAAUCUCUUUACCAGUCUCUGCAGAUAAAAAUCCUUCCUUUCAAAACUGGCAGAGGUGACUAUAGAACUUUUGAGAGUCCAGAGUUCCUCCUCACAGAAUCAAAAGAGCAAGAUUUAUGUAUUGAAAAGAGUUGCAAAAUGAGGGUGGUGGGUUUUUUUUUUUUUUUUGCAAGUAUCAUAGUAAAAAGGGCUCAACUGCAGCAAGUCUUAACUUGCAAUCAAGUCUUAAUUCUUUCUGUGAGGGCAUCAGUUUUACUCACAUUGUAAAAACGUGUUUAAUGUCAUUUACUGCCAGAAUCUACAUACAUGUGCAUACAUACGCAUACAUAUGAGUUCCAAUUGCCUAAGUAUGCCCCAUAGUAAGAAGAAGAAAGUGUUAAACUCUCAGUGCCCAGUUGCCCAGUGAUCUCUGCUUUGUCCUCCCACCUGUCAUGUGAACUGUCCUACAAUUGCAUUUUGUGAAGUCAGGUUCUCGUGGAAGAGGGGGCUGCUACCUUCCUCAUGAAAAGGUAACAGGAACACUGACUUAGAGCUGUGUUGAAUGCACAGCUGUAUGCCGCUAAGUCAGACUCCAUUCUGUAGCCAGAGUCUAAAGGGAAUCCCAGGCCUCUGUUCCAUUUAAUUUCUGACAGUUUUUACAUUUAUUUGGUGUCUUAUGCACUUCAACUUUUACUUGUUCAUUGUUGGCAUGUGCUGCCCUUCCUCGUCAGCUCCCCUCCCCAAGAGGUCUCAUUGUACAGUGCCCAUUCCUGUUUCACUCUCUUCUCUCUUUCUCUCUCUGUUUGGAUGUACUGUUCUGUGUAACUCAGUAGGUCUCCUUCUUUCUGGUUUGUUUUUUUCUAGAUUCCUGCCGUUUGUUCAUCGUUGUGCCUAAAGCAUGUCGAUGUGGCGUUCAAGUACAUCGUCCAAAUCCUUGUCUCUUCAGCUUCUCUGAUGCUUGAACUCUCACCCUUUGACCUUGUGUUGACUUUUGAUGCUGAUGUGUAUUUUAUUAUGUUUGUUUCUUCUUUUUUUUCCUUCUUUUUUUUUGUGCUGCCAAAUUGGUUUUGCUAGAAAGACUGCUGAUGGGGAAUAUUUAAACUUGCAUUUGAAUAUAAAAGAAUUCUAUUUUUCUAGAACUUCAUAAGAUAACCACUUGAUUUUGUGAUUCUGAUUCUUUGUAAUUGUCUUCAGAGCAGCCUUGCUAGCAUACCUCGUGGAGUAUUUGUAUUUCUGUGAACAUACAGCCAAUCACUUUCUAGGCUUAGUUUUUUCUGUGUGCUUAGUUUCAACAAAAACCUUUGAAGGAAAAAGUAAAAGGAUGCAACUCAAAGCUUUCAGGAGGCUUCUGGUCACAUUUUGCUGAACCUACUUGCCAUGCUUGAGAAGAGAGCAUGCGUUCUUUGACUUGAGUAGCUUCAGCAGAAAACACUUGAACUACACUUUUUCCUGAUUGUAGCUGCAUUUUUGCCCUGGCACUUAACCGCUUUUUCCUUCCUGUGUGAUUAUCAGCCUUUGUCUGCAGUGAGAAUUUAAUCAAAGUUGGUGUUGUAUUUUGUUAAACCUUUGCAUGCUUAGUUUUUUGUAACUACAAUCUCCUCAACAAAAUGUGAGUUUUUCUUUUUGUUUUGUUUUUUUUUCUUUUAAAAUUUCAAAUAAUGCCCCUGUAAAUGUUUUGCAUGUUUCCUGCUGUGUUCUUCACAAUCCUGUAUAUAUACACCCUUCACCUCUGUUUUCUAUAGUUGGUGCAAAAACUGAGCAAUUUAUUAGGUUUCAAAGCUGUCCUUUUUUUGGGAUGCCAGACUUGUGAUCAUAUGUCAUGGAAGGACAUCUCCUGUGCAUUUAGACUGCUUUACACAGUAUCUGCACCUUGCUCUAUUAUCACAGCUAUGGAAAGGUCUCAGGGGCUUGAUUGCACUGUUCAGAUGGUCAUGGUGGCAGCGGCAGGGAUACAAGUUUAACAGAAAGAUGUGGGAUGUUUGCGUAAUACUGCUUCUGAAAUCCUUUGGAGCUCAGGCUCCUUUGGGUUAGCCUUAAUUUGUACCUCUUGUUUAAUAUGCGACUUGCUUUGUGAAAUUUUAACACCACUAACUCUCAGUGAAUGGAAGCUUGAUUGCUCUCCAGUUCUUACACUUGAAAUAGCAUGUCGUAUAUAUCCCAUAGAAGGAAUCUGUAAGCCUAGGCACAAAACUGCUGGCUCUUUCUCCAAGUGACAAGCACAAUAUAACAGCACGUUGGCUGUUACCUGAACAGGGUACCAACCCCGGCUCCUUUUCUCAGGGGCCUUAGCUGGGGGAAUCUCCUCUGUGGAGAAUUUUUUUAAAAAAAAAAAGUUUUGUUCUUUAAUUGGGUUAGGAGACGUGCAGUUUUCUUUCUUCUUUCUUUCUUUCUUUUUUUUUUUCUGGCCUGAUGAAGAAAAACAGGACAGAUUAUCCUUCUCUGGGAAACAUGCUUCAGCUUUGCUGCACAUAUGAUCUGCUUUAGAAGCUGAGAUAUAGUCCAGGACUUCACAGCACCUUGCAAAAAGUCCUGUGGUAGGUGCCUAAGCACAAGAGGCAACGGGGUGGAGGAGAAGCUAUGAAGGAAUUUUAACAGGAGGAAGGAAUGUGAAACAAAACAUUUGGAGAGUGGAAACAUCUAAGAGAUCUAUCUAGGCCUUAGGAAGCUUUCACUCUGUUGUUGGCAAACACCAGCUGCCAACUCUCUUGCUGGAUGGGUCAUCUCUCUCCGUACUUGCUUUUCUCUCAACCUUGUGAUCAGCAUCUCUAAGGAUGAGAGUGACUUGAAAGGGGAUAUCAUUGUGUUAUUUGGGGUACAGCUGUGAGAUGAUUGACCUUGGGCUCACAGUCACAAUGCACAGGGGUGUCUGAUGGCGGGGAAGUCAAGGCCUUGCAGUGUAUUAAUUAAUUUUGCCAAUACAUUUCUUUAUAAUGUGCAUACUGUUUCAUGAGAAACUCUGGAGAAUCCUGUGGUAAAAAAAAAUCUCCGGAGAAAACCAAAAUGCCAAACAUUAGAUGUUCCUUUCCUUUCUUUCCUUUGAUUGUUUUAAUAAUUCUGUGGUGGUUUUAAUGGAAUUGAGACAGUAAAGCAGCAGCUGCCUUUUAUUUCUAGCUGCUUUUUGUGAAUAAUUAAAAAAAAGAAAAUUUACAUUUUGGAAAAAAAAACCUGUGGGCUUUUUUAUUGGUACAAACAUUGUAUUUAACACUAGGGGUUUUGUACAGUUUUUUGCCUUUUCUACUAGAAAACAAUGUAAAGUGAUUCACAAAUGUGACAAGAAAACAAAUUGCCACUAUGACCAAAUGUAGAAUCUGUUCUGCAGUUUAACAGGAUUUAAUCAACUCAAAGUCGUGAUUCUGUUGUAGCAAUGCUUUUCUUUACCCUGUUUGAACUGUUCCUUUUUCUUGUUUGAUUUGCAAAACAAAAUGUCUUUUUUGUGUGAAAUUGUGUUGUACUCUGUAGAAAAUUAUGGAUUUUACUUUAGUGGUUAAAAAAGAAGCACAUGUUGCUUUUCUGAUCACGGAGUUUGUGUAGUGGAUUUAAAAAUGAAAGUUUUGUUACAAGUUUGGAACGAGCGAGUAUGUAUUAAGGAAUUUUCUUCCUUUUGUGUGUGGUUUCUUUUUGUCCCACUGGG